Molecule: messenger RNA, 902 nt
Organism: Drosophila teissieri
Lineage: Eukaryota; Metazoa; Arthropoda; Insecta; Diptera; Drosophilidae
Exons: 2
Coding region: 167-844 (225 amino acids)
Source: RefSeq, a predicted model, not a curated record
UUCACAGAGACUAGUCGUCUAAACUGAUUGUGCUCCUGAAUAUUUUUCGAUUUUUUUUUGUUGGCAAAAAAGUUACAUUGUGUUUUUUCAAUUGUUACAACCAACACACAGCAAAGUUGAAUUUGGUUUUGGAUUUGUUUUGAUUUGAAUAUUGAUCAAUAGGAAAAUGGCCAAGGAGGUGGACCAAAACAAAGGCGACAACGCGAAGGACAAGGAGAACGAGCCGAGCAACGAGAUGCCCGGCACAUCGAAGCAGAGCAAGAGCUCCGAGCAGAUUGAGAAGAAGCUGCAGGAGAUCAAGGAACACAAGCCGCACUUCAACAACAUGUGCGGCUGCUUGGAGCAUCUACUGACUCCAGUGACGGCCAAGGCCAUGACCAAGAAGACCAAGAACACGGAGAUGAAUCCACAGAAUCCCGAUAAUCCGGCAGACCAGAUGGAGGACUGCGACAAUGCUGCUGCCAAGGAAGGCGAAGGUGCUGCUGCUGGUGGUCAGCAGGAGGAUACGGUGUAUGCUGAUACCGUGGCAUUCGAGAUGCAGCCGGAUGGCACUCACAAGGUGUACACCACACGCGACGUGGUGACCGAGGAGGAGCAGGUGGCGCCCAUGCGCGAGAUACUCGCCGACGAUGGCGAGCUCAUCAUCUUGACCGGCGACAAUGGGGAGGUGAUCUACCGUCCCAAUGACUCCGUUACCAUCGAGGUCGAGGAUAACCGUGUCUUCGUUGUCGGUGCCCAGGAGAAUGAUGUUACAUACAUCCAGGCCGAGGAGCAGGGGGCCCACGAGGCCCAGGAGAAUAUCGAGGGCGAGAACCUCAUCGAGUACUCGCCGGUUGAGGAGUAGGUGCAGGAGUGGGGCCAAACCAAAUAUGCCAAAUAUAUCAUUGUUUCCACUAGUUCAA